AUGAAGACCUUCAAGAGUUUGUUGGCAAUUUUGGCAAUCUCAGCGGUCUCCGUAGUUCUCCCAGUGCAAGGUGCCAACCACUGGACGCCAGCCCUCAAGAAGUCCCUGUCUGAGGCGCAGGAACAAUGUGCGACAUAUCUACGUCUGGACUCGGCCACGUUGGCGCGCUACAUCCGAGAGGGAUAUCCGUGUGAGGACCAGGUCCGGAAGCUCGUUCGCUGCAUCCUGCUGAACCUGAAUGUGUGGGACGACGAAACCGGUGUGAAAACACACGCAAUCGUCAACUUCUUCACGCCGAUCCAGUCGGACACCUGCUACCAGAGUCGAACGGACAACUGCCUUCGCGAAAACGUAGAUCCGCUGCCGAUAGUCCAGGUUGAGCAACGCGCCUACCAGGCGUUCCAGUGCUACUAUCGAUACUAUGGCAAUGUGGUAGAGGAGCCUCAGUACAUCCCAAACAGUCUGGAAACUCGGCGUGAAUUCUUCCGGGACGCCGUCACGAUCGCGAACAUUCCCAGACCAAUCGUGGAACAGUUCAGCAUCGGAAAGCUGAUCGACGAGGAGCACUUCAAGAACGUAUUGUACGUGCACUGUAUCCGGGCCGGAUACUACGAUCCCAAGUACGGAUUCAACCUGAAGCACGUUGCGACCGAGUUUAACGUCACCGACAUUCUGAGCGAAAAGGUGGAACAGUGCCAGCGGCAGGUUAGGGAGCAGUGCUACGAGGAACCCCAGCGGAUGUGGCAGACGUUCAAGCAGUGCCACGAUCAUCAGGAGGCUGGCUACCAAAUUGUGCAACUUGCUGCCAAGGAAUAUCUGGAGGAAACUAAACCACUUAUUGGGGAAGCUCGUGGAACGGGUUUUGUGGCGGGGUUUAAAAGCUCGCCAUUUCCGAAACUAAACUUCUGCUACAAUGGACAGUGCUAA
Messenger RNA from Culex quinquefasciatus (southern house mosquito), 927 nucleotides. RefSeq names its product general odorant-binding protein 45. Bases 1 to 927 code for a protein of 308 amino acids. Gene Ontology annotation, molecular function: odorant binding. Gene Ontology annotation, biological process: sensory perception of smell. The record is from RefSeq and is a predicted model, not a curated record. The transcript has a single exon. NCBI's taxonomy places the organism in Eukaryota, Metazoa, Arthropoda, Insecta, Diptera, Culicidae.